Messenger RNA from Diversispora eburnea, 1845 nucleotides. Lineage: Eukaryota; Fungi; Glomeromycota; Glomeromycetes; Diversisporales; Diversisporaceae. The record is from the annotation of a GenBank genome assembly.
AUGUCUAAAGAAGAACAACCAAGUAAUCCUCCUGGAGAAAAGAUGUCAACCAUGAGCGCAAUGCUGGAUUAUUCAGCUAAUGCUAUUCAAAAUUUUGAUCCCAUUAAAAAUGUUCAUGAACAUAUUUGUGGAUUCCAUUUCUACAGUCAUGAUUCAACUCGUCAAGUUGAAGCGCAUCACUAUUGUGCUCACCUUAACGAGGAGUUUCGUCAAUGUUUAAUUUAUGAUUCAAAUAAACCCGAUGCAAAGUUGAUUGGCGUUGAAUAUAUCAUUUCAGCUAAAACUUUUCUGUGGGAUCGACUAAAAGAAGUAUUGGCAUUCUCACCAAUACGAACAGAAUCAGCCGAGAAAAAGAUUAUGGAAGGUUUGGUUGAUACUUACGGCAAGACUUGGCAUUUCUGGCAAAUUGAUCGUGGUGAUAAGUUACCAUAUGGUCCACCACAGUUAAUGAUGUCUUUUCUGGAAGAUAAUCAAGUAUCACAAGAUUUAAUUAACGAUCGUGACAAACGCUUCAACGUGUCUACUUCUGACAAACGUGAUAAACGCGCUUACAUCAAACCUGUUUAUAACGUUAAUCCCGAUGCUGACCAUUGGGCUCAUAGAAAAGAUGGAAAAGCCUAUAUAUUACAAGUAUUUGCAUUUCCAUAUAAUUUCAUUAAUGAAGAUACUCCAGUAGAAGGUCAAAGAACUCACGGAGGACUUUUUGCUGGGUUGACUCUCGGUUUGAUGAGUUUAGAUGGAACAAAUCUCCAUAUUCUCUCUAGAUCAGGUGAUGAAACACAACGUAAAUACGCUGCUCGAAUUCAACCUAUUAGAAGAAAUGGACAUUUACUUUUAGUCACACUUUUACUUGGAAAUGUAUUAGUCAAUGAAGCCUUACCAAUAAUAAUGGAUGAUGCAAUGGGAGGUGGUGGAGUUACUGCAAUUUUAGUAUCUAGUGCUCUUAUUGUAAUCUUUGGUGAAGUUAUUCCUCAAGCUGUUUGCUCUAGAUAUGGACUUGUAAUAGGAGCUUUCUUUGCCUGGCCUGUGAGAAUAUUAAUUUGGGCGACUUAUAUAGUGAGUUAUCCGAUGGCCAAAUUAUUAGAUUUAAUUCUAGGUGAAAAUCAUGGAAUAAUUUAUAGACGUGCAGAUUCCACUGAAAGAGGAGGUGAUCUUGUUAAGGAUAGCGUUACAAUUAUACGUGGUGCUCUUGAUCUUCAAGACAAAGUAGUUGAGAGUGCAAUGACUCCAAUUAAUAAAGCUUUCAUGAUACCAAUUGACAGUAUUAUGGAUAGAAUUACUUUGAGGGAGAUUUAUUCGACUGGACAUUCUAGAAUUCCUGUAUACGGAGAAUCUCGUGAAAAUAUUUUAGGAUCUUUAAUAAUGUAUAGUCCGGAUGAAAAUAAGCCCUUAAAUAAAUUCCGCAUAAAUACCAUGCCAACAGUUGACGCCAAAACACCAUUAUUUGAUAUUCUCAACACAUUUCAGGACGGUCGAAGUCAUAUGGCUAUUGUGGUAGAAGAAGAACAAGCCAAACCAAUUGGUAUUAUUACUUUAGAAGAUGUUUUAGAAGAACUUAUUCAAGAAGAAAUUUAUGACGAAUCAGAUGCUCGAGUUGGAUUAGCAGUUAAAUUAGAAACGGGUGAUCAAUUAAUUAUUGCAUCUAAAAGAAAACGUACUGGAUCAGCGACGAAUAAUCAAAAAAAUAAAUUUAAAUCUCAAGCUUUUAGAUCAAAUACCGACCCGAUCUUGACAUCCAAGGCACCAGUUAAUAAUUCAAAUGAUGGUAAUUCUAAGGAUUUAAUUGUAUUUGAUGAGCCUAAUGAAUCUUCUUUACUAUUACCGAAUGCCUCAUUGCCAAAGUAA